This is a messenger RNA of Soboliphyme baturini, 828 nucleotides long. Lineage: Eukaryota; Metazoa; Nematoda; Enoplea; Dioctophymatida; Soboliphymatidae. The record is from the annotation of a GenBank genome assembly.
AUGGAUCAAUUAAUGGAUCGACGUAAGCCGAAAACUGAACCUUGGAAACAGUUUCAAGUGGGAAUUGUAGAUCAGUACACAAACUAUGCCUUUUUCCCUGCGAAAGAUAUCAAUUUCAAAACGAUUGGGUCGCCACUGUAUCCGGUGGUCGCCCAGGUCGGCGUACCGCUGAACUACGGCUUGAAUGCAGGUCAAACAGCUGAACAGCAACAAAAGGUGUUGGACAGGAUCAACGCUUUAUGUUUCAAAAAUGCGAAGAUAGACUGGUCGUCAGAAAUAGGUCAUAAGUUGAAAGAGUCGUUGAUGCUAUCCGAUUUGGCGAAGAGGUUCGGCAUCGAGUUCGAACUGCAUCGCCUGUGGUACACCAACCUUCCGUUGUACAGUUUUAUGUUGACCGGCAUUUCGGCCUACGCCUAUGGCGAGGGCCAUCGUUUGUUGAUAGCGGCGAUGACGAAGCGAAAUGUGCCAGUGUGGUUUAAAGUCAUAUUUUGUGGUGCUUGGCUGUUUUUCGUUUGUAGUGCAUUCUUGAAGUGUCGUGAAAUGCUGAACGUCUCUGCGUGGGUAAGUGGGGUCAAAGGUGCCCUGUCACUCGGCGAGGAGUACAGAAACGGCGCUGUCGAGUUUUACAGCAAAGAAAUAAACAGGAACAUUUGUGUUCGUCGGUUGCUCGGUUACAAAGGAGCCCUGCGCUACGGUGUCGACGGCGAGGUACUCUGGCACUGGUACGAGAAGCCGAGGCCAAAACUGACCGACUGCCUUCAGCUGGUCAACUCUUACGUUCCUGAACCAUUUUACACCAAAGAGUGGACGAGGAGCGUAUUGUUUUAG